CCGACUCGCCACUCCUACUAUAGAAGGAGCUAGGGCGGGAGAUGGGGCUCAGGCACGCCUGGCUUAGGGAAUAGCCGCUGUAUCCAUCCCCGGUCUCAGUGAUCUCCCACUCCCCCGCUCCAGCCCACUGUGGGGAGUUCCCACGCUCUCUCCCCAGCCCAGCGGCAGUGGUGGGAACGCGUCCUCCCGGCAGCAGGCUUGUGUGUUUCCUCUUCCCCGGAGCCGCCCCCUCCCCAGCCCUGGGAUCAGCAGCGCCGCCGCGGCUGUAACAAUCCCUGCGUGCCCUGGAUGGGAUCCUGUCAGGGUAUAUCGGGCUGCACAAAAUGCCGGCUAAGAGCAGGUACAACCUGGUGGAUGACGGGCAGGACCUGCGGAUCCCGUUGCACAAUGAGGAGGCUUUCCAGCACGGGAUCUGCUUCGAGGCCAAGUUUAUUGGGAGCUUGGAUGUUCCACGUCCUAACAGCCGAGUGGAAAUUGUGGCAGCCAUGAGACGAAUACGGUAUGAAUUCAAAGCAAAGAACAUCAAGAAGAAGAAAGUGAACCUCUUUGUGUCUGUCGAUGGAGUGAAGGUUGUCCUAAAGAAGAAAAAGAAGAAAAAGGAGUGGGCCUGGGAUGAAAGCAAGAUGCUUAUCAUGCAAGAUCCUAUUUACAGAAUAUUUUAUGUGUCUCAUGACUCCCAAGAUCUCAAGAUCUUCAGCUACAUAGCCAGGGAUGGGUCCAGUAAUGUUUUCCGGUGCAAUGUCUUCAAAUCCAAGAAAAAGAGCCAAGCCAUGCGAGUGGUUCGGACUGUAGGCCAAGCAUUCGAGGUGUGUCACAAGCUGAGCUUGCAGCAUACCGAGCAGGGUGGAGAUGGACGAGAAGAUGAUGAGAGCGAGAAGAGCAAUGAUGACUCUGGUGUCCCAGUGACACAUAUAGUUGCCACUGUGGACCACAAUGCUGAUGAGACAGAUAUAGAUGCACUGGAUAUUCCUCUUCCCGGAGACCAGGGUCCUGCGUUUAGCCGUGGAGUUACCGAUUUGGAUGCUGUGACUCGAGAUAGUGACCGUCCUGAUGAAAAGAGGGAACAAGUUCUUACUGCCUCCCCCAAGAUGUUGCUCCCCUCUGGUAGCCACGUAGCCCCUGGAACUCCUUUAUCUAUUCACCACCAAAUACAGCUCCUCCAGCAGCAGUUGCAGCAGCAACAGCAGCAGACACAAGUGGCUGUGGCUCAGGUCCAUUUGCUUAAAGACCAGUUGUCUGCUGAAGCUGCUGCCAGGCUUGAGUCUCAGGCCAGAGUCCAUCAGCUGCUUUUGCAGAACAAGGACUUACUACAGCACAUCUCCCUACUGGUCAAACAGGUGCAGGAGCUGGAGUUCAAGUUGUCUGGAAAGAACGACACGGGAUCUCAAGACAGCCUCUUGGAAAUCACGUUCCGUUCCAGUGUCCUUCCAGUGCUUUGUGACCCUUCAACACCACAACCGGAAGAUCUACCCCCAUUGACUGAACCCGAUCCUUCCUUCCAGCUGGGCAGCCCGUUAGGUAGGACAGACUGCCUGGUGAAGGUGCAAUGUUAUCGCUUUAUUCCAGGGGAAGGGUCAGGGGAACUGCUGGGCAGCCUGGAGCUUUAUAGGUUUAGAGAAUCUGGCAUUGCUUCAGAGUAUGAAUCCAACACUGAUGACAGUGAGGAGAGGGAGUCCUGGCAGGAUGAGGGUGGCAGGCUGGCACAUGUCUUGCAUAGAGACAUGCUGGGGGACAGCCUGGAGGAUGAGAUUGCUGUUUGAACAUAUACAGGUGGAGGGAAUGUGAACAUUGGGAAAUGUGAUGACUAAAUCAUGUAUUUGUGAUGUCAGGAGUGUCUACUGUGUUUAUACCCCAUUUGUGAUAUCCGCACUGUUGGUUAUAUUUUUGUACCAUGUGUAAUUUACAAAGGCAGCUGGAUUUGUACAUAUCAAUGAUAUUGUGACAGAUGUUUUCACUACACUGUGUCCAUUCUGUAGGAAGUCUCUGGUUUAUGCUAUUGACUGUAUAGUGUUGUAUGGGCAGUAGAUCUGUAAAUUUGUAAUGUAACUUGAUAGCCAAUAGCUUAAGUUUAACUCCAGGGAUGUCUUUUCCUUCCCCUGUAAUCACAUACACUGCGAUGUGGAGAGCAUCUAGGGAACAUUUGUAGAGCGGUCGGGUGUGUUUUUAGGAAGAAACAAAGGUAGACAUAUCCUUUAUAUACAAGGCAAAAGAUUUAUGCAAGGAAUACAUUUACAUUAAGCACAGUUCACCUUUAAUGCUGAAAAAUAUAAUCCUGCUGGGGGUGUAUCUUAGGUUUUGGGGAAAUCUCGCCCAUGCACACACACUUAUGCCAUCAUUUACAUCAGAACCAAGGAAUGCUACUGUACAUUGCACAAACUGAAAUAACACAACUCACGUAUGAUAUCAUCCAGUGGUGUUUAAAUAACCUAAAAAUAAAGCUAGGGAAUUGCACUAAAUCAGACCUAUUCAAGUGACCAACAAUAACAAU
Pseudophryne corroboree (corroboree frog) is the source of this 2488-nucleotide messenger RNA. It is a transcript of the gene NOS1AP, whose product is annotated as nitric oxide synthase 1 adaptor protein. The transcript has 10 exons. The record is from RefSeq and is a predicted model, not a curated record. Gene Ontology annotation, molecular function: nitric-oxide synthase binding. NCBI's taxonomy places the organism in Eukaryota, Metazoa, Chordata, Amphibia, Anura, Myobatrachidae. The coding region runs from base 324 to 1760 and encodes 478 amino acids.